Messenger RNA from Anopheles stephensi (Asian malaria mosquito), 2211 nucleotides. RefSeq names its product peroxisomal membrane protein PEX14 (gene Pex14). Gene Ontology annotation, molecular function: signaling receptor binding. Gene Ontology annotation, biological process: protein import into peroxisome matrix, docking. Lineage: Eukaryota; Metazoa; Arthropoda; Insecta; Diptera; Culicidae. The record is from RefSeq and is a predicted model, not a curated record. Gene Ontology annotation, cellular component: peroxisomal importomer complex; peroxisomal membrane. The transcript is spliced from 4 exons. Bases 416 to 1330 code for a protein of 304 amino acids.
UUGACAGAUGAAAACAGGAAUGAAAACAAAUAAUUUUACUACGAUUUCUCCAAAUUUCUGUAAAUACAGGUUUCGCAACAGCAUUUCUUAGGUAAAACUAACACCUAUUGGCUCAAAAAGCAUUCAAUUUCCCUUAGUAAUAACGUGCAAAUAUGAAGGUGCAAAGUGCAAGUGAUUUUUAGAAGCGAUUUGUACCGGAAAACAUCGGAUUCAUUGCACCAUUUCGAGCUGCUGCAUACCCCUUUGGCAGGACCCGUGAGUGGUAAAGCGAACUGUGUGUGGUGUGUGGUCUGGGGUGAUAAGCGGCACACCACCAAAUCCUUGCUGUUGCAGCUGAUCGCUUCCAUUAUCAGUAGGCUUCGGGGGCUUCGGUUGACAUAUUAGAGUCAAGAUUAAUCUCUCGGUGAAAAUCAAUAUGAGCGAGGGUAGCAACGAAGGCGCCGAGUCGCCUCCGGCCAACGGUGGCGUGCUGUCCGCGACGGCCACCGUAGCAACAUCCGGCGAGUCAACAGCCGAGGUGGCCACUGCAGUACCACCGCCGUUACCACCGCGAGAACAUUUGAUCGUUACUGCCGUAAAGUUCCUCAACAACCCGAACGUAGUUCGCAGUGCCAUAACCAAAAAGCAAGCAUUUCUUCGCUCCAAAGGACUGUCGGAAGACGAGAUACAGAUUGCGUGUGAACGGGCCGGUGUCUUUACGACGAAUGCUGCUGCCAUUCCGACGCAGACCGUCAUCAGUAUGGGUGUGGAAUCGAGUGGUGUUGGCGGCGGGAGCGGUGGUGGUAGCUUCACCAAGCCCGGUUACCAGAUUCAACCACGGCCAAACUUCCUUACCCGCAUGAAGGACAUGCUGAGCUCGGUCGCUCUGCUGAGCGGACUGAUGUAUGGUGUUUACUUGUUUUAUAAGAAAUUCCUUGAACCGUUGCUGUUCCGCAGCAAAAAGAAGAAAUCCGUCACCGAACAGCUGAUCGAGCUGAACCAAACGAUGACGGUAAAGAUCGAUACUCUGAGUGCCGAGCUUGGCAAAAUUAAGGAAGAGCUAAAUCAGGUCCAUCAAACCAACACAACCGUGAAGGAGUUGGCCAAUUUUAAGGGUGAUCUUGAUUCGAUCAAAGGACUGCUGUUGAACAGAAAACAAUUCGCCGCACCAAACCUUCCCGUCGUUCCACCGUCGAUUCCGGCCUGGCAGUUACGGUCCCAGCAGCAUCAACCGGCCAGCAGCGAGGGUGAACACGACAAGCACGACGACAAUGACACCGGAUCGGGAUCGGGUUCGAGCGAAAACGAUGUCGUGCUGAAGAACAGCGACAGCAGCCUGGAGAUUAUGUAAUGCGAUACGCCCGCUCGAACGUGUAUUCCAUCGGCAACGCUGAUGAUGCGCAACGGUGUCGGCCAUAAUAACGAUGAAAAACUGCAUCUUUCUCCCUACCCCCUACUUUACAGAUCGUAAACCUAAGAUGCGUCAGGUGGAUGCGCUACUACUAUUGUCCGAAGCUCGAAGCUGGAAUGGAACGGAAAGAUACAGUGCCGGAAGGAAAGGUGGCCGGCUAUGUGACUCUAUACACACAACGGAAGCAUUUUUUAAACGGCCGGGAAGGUAAACGACAGUGCGAACUGAACGGCCGCGAACAUUUAUUUGCAUGAUCGAUCUCAAAUCGGGGCAAUUGUAAGGUUGAAUAGUUGUUCCCUUCAAUGGGCCCAUCCUCUUGGAGGGAGGACAACUCUCUCAAGCUUUUUGUACUACUGUACUCUUCAAUAGGUGAAAGCGUGUUGUGUGUUUAAUUUUGUACAUUUUUGUGUUUUCAUUACCCGGUUGCUUCCAAGAGUCGACAACGACGACGACGUUCCGCAAGGUGAAAUAUGGUUUUAAUUUUAGUAACUCCAUCACAACCCAGUCCCAGUCAGUCAUCAGAGCGUAAAGGAGGAGCGUAGUGGAAUUAUUCAGGUAGAAAGCUGUUUUUAAUAUUGGUAAAUAGGGUUUUUGUUUUUCAUGAAAUGGAAAAUGAACGGGAAUUGCAAAUGUUUUGCUUGUGUUUAAGCUAUAAAGACUAUUCUUCAUUGGGACACAAAAAGGGGGUAACACACACACACUUCCAAGGGUGUAAGUAAUGACUUAAAAUUAGUAUUUGAAACGGUUUGUCGACAAACAGAGUGAAUGAUGAGAUGAUGUACCUCUUAGUAGAUGAAUAAACUCAGUCAAUCCAGUUUGAA